UCAGUUUGAAAACAUUGGGUCAUUAUAACCAACCCACCAAACAAGUAAAGAAUGGCGCAUUUUUCUGCAGUCUCACUCACCCAAGUUGUUUUGCUGUUGGUUUUCAUGUGUUGGACGCCAAGUUCGACUAGCGCUGCCUUUUCCUUGGAGGAGGAAUUCCUACAACUGAAGGAAAAUUAUAUUCAAAUGAAACAAGCCGUGACAAGUUUGGAAUCGACAGCGAUUGAACAGCAGGCAAAAGUGACACAACUGGAGGCGCAACUCGAACUAAAUAAUGAACUAAGACAAGAUUUGGCAUUGAGAGUAAUACAAUUAGAGGCCAAAAAUGUCAAACUGGAAGUCAAAAUUCAGGAUCAAGAAAGAAGAUUAACUUCACUGUUGGAAGCGGCUGAACUUCCAGUUUCCACUGAUUCAAAAUUAUUUCCAGUUAAAAAAGAAAUUUCAAUUCGAUCAACUGGAAAGAGUGGAAGCCCAAGGACAUGCAGAGAACUUCAAGCGACUGAUCCUUCACUUUCAUCCGGAAUGCAUUGGAUCGAUCCGGACGGACAAGGUGUCGGCGAUGACCCAAUUUACGUUUACUGCGAUAUGACAUCAGGAUCGACCUCAAUUCUACACAAUAGUGAAUCUUCUUUAAAUGUGGGCCACUGCGCCGAGGCCGGGUGCUAUUCACGAUCCAUCAACUACAAUUCGUCAAUGGGACAAAUCAAAGCUUUGAUGGAAUUAUCCACUGAAUGCCACCAGUCGAUUAGAUACGAUUGCAACUUUGCCCCAUUCGAGUCAAAUGGCGUCGCCUACAGCUGGUGGAACGACAGAGAAGGAAAUGCGCAAUACUUUUGGUCCGGAAGUAACGCUGGCGGAGUUCACACCUGCCAGUGCGGAAUUGAUGGAAAUUGCGUCGAUCCUGUGGCGAAAUGCAAUUGCGAUGCUCUUGCACCACUUCAGUUAGUCGACGAUGGUGUCAUUACCGACAAAAAUGUUCUGCCCGUCACUCGUUUGAAUUUCGGACAAACUCAACUGGAAACUUCAUCAGGCGUCCAUACGCUUGGCCAACUCGUGUGCACAGCGACUUUCAGUGGACUGCCAAAGUCGUGCCAAGAUUUGAGGUUGAUUGGCCAUACCCUGAACGGAUUUUAUUCCGUCAUGGGAUCGGCGAAAAUGGAAUCGGUUUACUGCGAUUUCACUAAACUCUCGGGCGACGAAGGUUUUCAAAAAUGGAUCGGAUUCGCCGACAUCAAAUCAGCACCCGUCUAUUUCUACGUCCAGCGAAAUUCUCAUUUUUUCACACGUGACACUCCAAUUACGUUCGAUUUUGCGCGGGUGAACGAGGGAAACGCUAUGGAUUUGACGUCGGGAAUAUUCACGGCACCGCGACCGGGAAUUUAUUUCUUCUCUUUUACGGGAAAGGGGCGUCAAUCAUCUUCAUCGUUUGUAUGUACUCUUUAUUUGAACGGGAAUUACAUCGGGUCGAGUAUUGUUUACGAGGAUCCUUUACCCGUUGAUCAAUCUACUCCGUUGACCCUCCAGUCGACGCUGAGCUUGAAAAAAGGCGAUCAAGUCUGGGUGGGGAUUUGGUAUUAUUCUGGUACAUCCUCGUAUUUGUAUGACGACAUCCGCCACUACACCCAUUUCACGGGUUUCAUGUUGGAGGAGGAAAUUGUGGCGUCCCUUUGAGGUUCAACAUCCAAAAUCAUCGGCGACAACAAGAAAACUAAAGUGAACGUCGACACGGACAUUUGGGGAAGGUUACAUUAUUCAUUAAGCGGUGGGCAUUUCUUUACAAAAAUUUGAUUGUGAAUGAAUUACACUUAUCGAGGAUCGUAAAAAACUCUUUUUGAUUGCCAGAU
Daphnia pulicaria is the source of this 1844-nucleotide messenger RNA. RefSeq lists its product as uncharacterized. The record is from RefSeq and is a predicted model, not a curated record. Gene Ontology annotation, molecular function: protein binding; extracellular matrix structural constituent. Lineage: Eukaryota; Metazoa; Arthropoda; Branchiopoda; Diplostraca; Daphniidae. The transcript has 7 exons. Bases 52 to 1671 code for a protein of 539 amino acids.